Messenger RNA from Aureobasidium uvarum, 1578 nucleotides. NCBI's taxonomy places the organism in Eukaryota, Fungi, Ascomycota, Dothideomycetes, Dothideales, Saccotheciaceae. The record is from the annotation of a GenBank genome assembly.
AUGAGCGUCGAAGAGAACACGCCUCACAGGCGCUCGAGCAGCGCCUCGUUUGCUCAAAACAUGUCGAGGGACUUUCCCCAGCCAAAUUCGGCCGCUGCCUUCGCCGGCGCCCGCAGUCCUCCCAAAGCAAAGAUUCUCUCACGACAUGGACNNCCCAUGACGCAGAAUGCGCCUUGCAAAUACUUUGCCAAGGGCAGCUGUAGAUUCGGUCAAGGAUGCGCCCUCGCCCAUAUUCUCCCCGAUGGCCGAGUCAUCAACAGGCCUCCUCGCGGCGGCCAGCCCUUCAACUACGGCCGCCGUGGUCCUCAACCAUACGCUCCCGCCCCGCCAUCAUUGCUCACCAUGCAAGCCAAUGAUCUAGCAUCGCAGCAACAACAGCAGCCGCAAGAGAUGGGAUACCAGAAGCAAGAAGAUGUGCCAAACCUUCCGAACCUUGCACCCUACCUUCAGGCUUCACAGCCCCUUUCGCUAGACCCCAGCAACACAUUUGGCUCUCCGAUGAACGACAACCGCUUUGGUGCCUCGCCCAAUGCCAGAGGCCUGAGCGUACUGGAUGCGCCCCUGCCCGGUUCCUUCGACAGCCAAGGCAUCUCACAUGCUGCACGCCAUGGUCCAUUCGCGUCGUCCGUUCCNUCUCGCCUCGGCCAAGGCCUUGAGUCACCUCCUUCGUCCUUGCCCAAUAAAGCGUUCCUUGGAAGUACUCUUCGUGGCCUUGGCGAUACUACCCUUGAUGGCGUGUUGGCUGGUUCUUCUCCUCCCACCUUCGAAGAGCCCAUGAGCUUUGGCAAGAGACCUUUGCACUCGGAGAGAUUCUCGCGACCCAGACCCAUGAUGUCCGCUAGUGUCGGCACGCGGCCUUCAUUUUAUUCACACUUCCCACCAGACGCCACUGAUUCGGAGGAGAGCGAAGAGGAGGGUAUUGGUGAGGACCUUCUGCCAUCAAGUCUGCACGAGCUUCUUCCUCCGGAAAAAUUGCGCAGACCUUCGCAACAAAUCGACGACGACAUCAAUCCCUCCUUCCUGUCCGCUGGCCGUCGCGCAAUAUCGAACGGACAGAUUCCCGUGGACAACAAAGUAGGCAGUGUUAGCCCACACACUGGCAGUCCUUCAAGAUAUAGCUCAAUCUGGUCCACAGGCUCAUACCGCAAGGAGGGAGAAAACGGCUUUGGUUCCAUUGGAUCUCCACUCCGACCAUCGUCAUUGCGCUCAUCGUCACUUGCUGGAGGCGACUUUGGCUCUCUUAUUGGCAGUCCACCCAAACAAGCAAGCAUGUCGAUGCUCACUCGUGAGCUGCAGAGUACCAGGAUCUCCGAGAAGUCUCCUUCGUUGCAUCCUCGUAUGAGUUCCUCUUCCAGCGAUUCUCGCGCGGCACUCCGUGGAGGACUUGAUAGAGGCAUUAGCAGCAACAGUCUGGGCCGCAACGAGACGAUCGAAGAAGAGGACCAAGGCUUGUUCUCUAUGGAAGAAGAAGACGAGUUCGAGAGCUCAUCAAGGAAGCCCUCGGUCUCUCCUAUUGGUCUCCUGCCCGGAAAGAGCGAGCCAACCCUUGGACCCAUUGGUGGGCAAAGAACCAAGUAA